Messenger RNA from Eutrema salsugineum, 990 nucleotides. RefSeq lists its product as uncharacterized. The record is from RefSeq and is a predicted model, not a curated record. Bases 1 to 990 code for a protein of 329 amino acids. The transcript has 2 exons. Gene Ontology annotation, molecular function: zinc ion binding. Lineage: Eukaryota; Viridiplantae; Streptophyta; Magnoliopsida; Brassicales; Brassicaceae.
AUGGACACAAUGUAUAUCAUGGACACAAUUGCACAAAAUGGGAACUUUGGUAUAUUUCCAAUUGUUUUUGGCGCGGUGGAUUCAGAAAAUGACGAAUCUUGGGAAUGGUUCUUUAAACAAUUAAGCAAUGUCAUACCGGAUGACAGAGGACUUGCCAUUAUCUCAGAUAGGCACAUAGCAAUUGGAAACAUCAUAGGAAAGGUGUACCCUCUAGCAACUCGCAGAAUUUGCACUUACCAUCUGUAUAAGAACAUACUCCAAAGGUUUAGAGGUGGUGAGUCGUUCCGGCUUAUUAAAAAAGAGGCAAAUGCUUAUCGAAUAUAUGAUUUUAACGCCAUUUUUGAAGAGAUUCACCAGGUGAAUCAUGCCCUUCAUGCACAUUUGCAAAAGGCUGAUGUACGGUGCUGGACGCGAGUUUAUUUCGACAAAGAUAAGUACAACUUCACCACAACUAACAUAGCUGAGUCAAUCAACAAAGUACUGUCCGAGGCUAGAAGCUUGCCUAUUAUGCAACUUAUAGACGCAAUAAGGUCAAUAUUGACAAGAUGGUUUGCAGAGUGGCGUAAUGAUGCAGGACUAAUGAAAACCGUCUCAACAUGUGGCAUUGAGAAAUUGCUUGCGGGUCACGUAGAAAGGUGUAAGGAUCUAACAGUCCAGGAGAUUGAUGCCCACCAAUUUGAAGUCGGUGGUGGAGCAUAUGUUAAUGUUGUCAAUUUGAUUGCACAGAAAUAUACAUGUCGUAUGUUUGAAUUGGACAAGAUACCGUGUAUACACGAUAUUGCGGCUGCGGAGGCAAAAAGAGCUUCACCAAUUUGGCUAUGUUACAAAUACUAUCACACAAACUAUCUUAGUAACGCAUACGCGGCAUCCAUCAGCCAAGGGAUAGACAAUCACCUGUUCCGCAUAGGUAGAAGCAAAGAUAUGCGUACCUUCCUCAUUAUGCCAACCUCCAGGAAGGCCAAAGAAGUGCAGUUUAAAUCAGCCAUGUAA